AUGUCUCUACAUCUCUCGCAACUACGGAAAUGGAUACUAGAAUCACCUCCCAUCGAAUGGAGCAUCAAUCAGCUACGAGAAAUGCUGAUUGGAGCCUUGCGACAAGGCCCAAUACCACAACAUAUAGCUUUCGUAAUGGAUGGAAACCGGAGGUUUGCCCGGAGUCACAAAAUAGAAACAGUGGAAGGGCAUAAUUUGGGAUUCGAAGCUUUGGCAAGGAUAUUAGAGAUAUGUUAUAAGUCCGGUGUUAAGGUCGUCACAGUCUAUGCAUUUAGUAUAGAGAACUUCAAGCGCUCGAAAUACGAAGUCGACGCCUUGAUGGACAUGGCGAAAAUCAAAUUAUCGCAGCUGUCGCAACACGGCCAAUUGCUGGAAAGAUAUGGGGCAUGUAUAAGGGUACUAGGCCAGCGGGAUCUGGUCAAACCGGAUGUACUGAAAGCGGUUGACAAGGCGGUGGAAAUGACUAAGAACAAUGGAGACUGUGUGCUGAACAUUUGCUUUCCAUACACCUCCAGAGAUGAAAUCACUGGGGCCAUCAAAAAAACCGUGGACGAAUACUCCAAACCAUUGUCCGCUCAAGCCAGACCGUUCUCACAAACCAGAAUUACUCAGAAAAUACGGUCCAAGAACCUUGACGCAUCGCCACUUCGUGCCGAUUCCCCAACGCCAUCUUCCAACUCUGACGUUGACGAUUCGUUUUCAUCAACCACGACAUUGCAUACUGACUCCCCAAACGGGGGUGGAGAAGCUUCCAUUUACCCAGAUCCGGAAACGAUUACAACUGAUACUAUCGAAUCUCAUCUCCUCACUGCUGGGGAUCCUCCUUUAGAUCUGCUGGUGAGAACGAGUGGUGUCAAGAGACUGAGCGAUUUUAUGCUUUGGCAAUGCCACGAAGACACGGAGCUGGUCUUCCUGGACUGCCUGUGGCCCGAGUUCGACUUGUGGAACUUCCUACCAGUGCUCGUUGAAUGGCAAUGGAAACAGAAGCAUCUCGAAGAUAAAGAGCCUGCGAAUAGUGUCAAGAACCUCAAGACUAAACUAACAUAA
This is a messenger RNA of Glarea lozoyensis ATCC 20868, 1047 nucleotides long. Its product is annotated as Undecaprenyl diphosphate synthase. Gene Ontology annotation, molecular function: ditrans,polycis-polyprenyl diphosphate synthase [(2E,6E)-farnesyl diphosphate specific] activity. The transcript has 3 exons. The coding region runs from base 1 to 1047 and encodes 348 amino acids. Lineage: Eukaryota; Fungi; Ascomycota; Leotiomycetes; Helotiales; Helotiaceae. The record is from RefSeq and is a predicted model, not a curated record. Gene Ontology annotation, cellular component: endoplasmic reticulum; dehydrodolichyl diphosphate synthase complex; lipid droplet.